AGUCAAAGUAUAGAUAUUUGUUAUGACAUAAUGCAGCGAUGUUAUUAAUGUCAAAAAGGAAUCAGAAAUUGUAAGAAUCAUUAGCAACGAUACACAUAGCUUUCAUCAAUGGCGGACCUCAAUUUCGCUUUCAUUUCUCUCAUUCUUCUUCUUCCUCUCGCACUCCUCCUUUUCCUAUACCUAAUUGUCCGUCCACGUCCCGUUAAGAUUCCUCUCAAGAGUCGCCAUGUCUUCAUUACCGGCGGAUCCAGCGGAAUCGGCCUCGCUUUGGCCCACCAGGCCGCGACCGAGGGCGCGCGAGUCUCCAUCCUAGCUCGUUCUCUCAAGAAGCUCGAGGAGGCAAAAGACGCUAUUCGACUAUCCACUGGCAUUGACGUGGCGGUCUACGCUGCCGAUGUUCGAGAUUACGAUGCCAUUUCGAAGGCUGUAGAUGAAGCAGGUCCAAUUGACGUUCUCAUUGUGAAUCAAGGCGUGUUUGUACCUCAGGAGCUGGCGGAGCAGGAAUUGGAUGAGGUGAAAUUCAUGUUAGAUGUGAAUUUAUUGGGCACGUUUAACAUGAUUAAAGCUGCCUUACCUGCAAUGAAGAAUAGAGUUGACCGUCGACCUGCAUCGAUCGCUCUCAUGUCUUCUCAAGCCGGUCAGGUGGGUAUUUAUGGUUACACGGCGUAUUCAGCUAGUAAGUUUGGGAUUCGAGGUUUGGCUGAAGCCUUGCAACAGGAGGUUAUUGGAGAUGACAUACAUAUUUCUCUUAUAUUUCCUCCAGACACUGACACUCCUGGAUUUGCAGAAGAGCAAAAGAAAAGACCUGAAUUGACCACUAUCAUUGCUGCUGGAGGAGGCAGUAUGAAACCCGAGUUAGUUGCCAAAAAAGCUUUUAAUGGCAUUAAAUCUGGCAGUUUCAUAAUUCCCUGCAACUUUGAGGGAGCAUUAUUGUCUGUAGCAACUGCUGGCUUAUCUCCUCAGAGAUCAUUCUUUAUGGCGUUCCUUGAAGUUGUUGGUGCUGGAGUAAUAAGGAUUGUGGCCUUGUGUUUUCAAUGGGUUUGGUACGGAAGUAUCGAAAAAUGGCAUGCACAAAGAAAAUAGAACCUAGAAGAUAUGGCUGGUUAGGCAGUUUCUUUCAUUUAUGGUUAUUAGCUAUCGAGUUCUCAACUCUGAAUUCGAAAAUAACUGGAAGUAAAGGCUCGGGCUUGCCAGAUCAGUUGAACACCAUUGCUUGACAGUCUAAAUAUUUGGUAGGGAAAAGGAUCAUGGAUGACUGAUUCAGUAGCAGUUCUCUAUCUUCCCCUUGGCUUGGCGAGCUGUGUAGUUUUCAGAGUUUUGACAAAGGAUUUCACGCGGUGUGUUUACUCUUUUCCUCUCUUUUUUUUUCAUGGUUAGAUGGGCUGCUGGAACUGGAUUUUCAUUCAAUUUCUUAGGAUUCUUUCUCACUUUUGCCAGUGGGAGAAGGAGUUGAAUUAAGUUUCAGGGACAUAAUUUGAUCAUGAGAUCAAGAGAUUUGUUUAGCAAAAUAGUUUCGUUAUCAUUAUCGUUUUCUUAGAAUGAAAAAUUUGCUGAAAAAAAAAACCAAUAACAGGUGGUAUGGCGUUAAUGUAUUGAAGUUUGGAA
Messenger RNA from Cucumis melo (muskmelon), 1605 nucleotides. RefSeq names its product 3-dehydrosphinganine reductase TSC10A. The record is from RefSeq and is a predicted model, not a curated record. Gene Ontology annotation, cellular component: endoplasmic reticulum membrane. The transcript is spliced from 4 exons. NCBI's taxonomy places the organism in Eukaryota, Viridiplantae, Streptophyta, Magnoliopsida, Cucurbitales, Cucurbitaceae. Gene Ontology annotation, molecular function: 3-dehydrosphinganine reductase activity. Bases 109 to 1083 code for a protein of 324 amino acids. Gene Ontology annotation, biological process: sphingolipid biosynthetic process.